UCAGGCACUCCCUUCUCAAAGCAUAUAUCAUUGCACAGAUUCUCUCUUUAAAAAGAAGGUCACACAAGGUGGGAGUAAGAUCAUUAGAAAAUUUUCAACAAUAAAUUUUAACUUUCGCUUAUCUAUCUAAAAUCUGGAAGACUUCUCAAGACAAGAAGACGAAGGAGAUGGGUCGCCACACCACUCCACUCCCAAAUGGCAAAGCUAAUUUGCUCGAGCGCCAUACAUACCCAAUCAAGAAGCUCGGAGGCAAAUAGGGAAAUUGGUCGGAGAAGUUUGUGAAAAGAAAAAUGGCAGCAACAGUUUCAUCUUGUAUUUUCUGCCAGAAAGCUUCUAAUUCUACAGCCAAUAACCUUCUUCAUUUUGUCUGCUCCUUUCGUUUCUCUGAUAAAGCCAUUUUUCUGUGUUUCUUCUUCUCUUAUACUGGCGAUUGAAUGAAGGGUCUCUGAUUAAAUAUAUGGGUUCUGCAGGAUGAGAGAGUUGUUGCUUUUGAAGAUAUAAACCCUUCUGCUGUCAGUAGGUUCUGAAUGGCCAUCGAGAGUGGCCAUCUAUGACCUUCGUGAGUUGUCAUCUCGAAGGUGCUGAGGAUGGCCUCUAUAAGGCCACUAAAUGGCAUUUAUUGGUAAUUCCCAAGGAGCACAUUCCCACAGUUAGGAAUCUCCAGAGAAGAGCCGAAGAUUACUCACUCGUAAGUCACAUGUUAGAGGUGGGGCAGACACUUUUAUCCCAAGAUUCCCCUCGAUUAAAGCACAGAUUUGGCUUCCAUCAGCCACCAAUGAACAGUGUCAAUCACCUACAUCUCCAUUGUUUUGCUCUGCCUUACACACCCAGGUGGAAGUUCGUAAAAUAUUUAUCAUUGGGAUCGAUCGGAUUCAUUGAAGCUGAGAAGUUGUUGGAGAAAAUAAAGCCCUAACUCACACACCAGAUCACUUCAGCUGCAGCCAGUAUGUAUCCUUUAUGAUUGUUCACUGUUAUAAAGAGCAGAAAAGUUUGAUACGUCCAACCAAAAUUGAGGCAUCUAUUAUGACUGUAUUAUUUCAUUGAUUCAAAGUUGUGUCAAUCUCUACAGGAAUUGUUCAUUUUUAGUAUUCACUGGAAGAAAGGCUUUGUUUUUAUUGCUUCUGAUUCAGGAAAGGGACAAAUGGCUGGCCUAAAAUUAUCAAGAUUCUUUCUAUUAUUAUUUUUUAUUAUUGUUUCAAUGGAAUGAGAAGUAAAAGAUGAAUGUGUAAAUGAGUAAUCAAUGUACAAUUGCUCAUAUUUUCUCCCUUGGGAGAAUAUUUAGUUUCCAGGUAGUGCGAGUUUGGUAUAAUUCUUGGGAAUAAUGGUUUUAGGGGAAGUAUUCUACAAAAUUAUUCUGGAAAACAAAUGCUUCUUUUGAAAGCAGUUAGUAGUUUGAAUCUUUUUCUUUUGGAGCA
Molecule: messenger RNA, 1415 nt
Organism: Benincasa hispida (wax gourd)
Lineage: Eukaryota; Viridiplantae; Streptophyta; Magnoliopsida; Cucurbitales; Cucurbitaceae
Source: RefSeq, a predicted model, not a curated record